Molecule: messenger RNA, 2799 nt
Organism: Balaenoptera ricei (Rice's whale)
Lineage: Eukaryota; Metazoa; Chordata; Mammalia; Artiodactyla; Balaenopteridae
Gene: HNRNPA0
Product: heterogeneous nuclear ribonucleoprotein A0
Exons: 1
Coding region: 313-1221 (302 amino acids)
Molecular function (GO): RNA binding
Source: RefSeq, a predicted model, not a curated record
CGGCGAGGGUGCGCGCGCGUUCAGCGGCCUCUUUGUGUGGUGCCCAGAUAGGGGAGCGGAGGUGGCGGUAGUGGCGGCCUCGCUUUCCUUUGAGUCUCCUCGGCUCGUCCUCUAGCCGGCACCUUUCCCCUUCCCUUCCCCUUCCUCUCUUCCUCUUUCCCUUCCCUUCCCUUCUUCCCUUCCCCGUCGGUGACCGGCGGGGGCGGCUCCAGCGACGGCUGGGCCCAAGCUGUGAAGAAGCCUUAGCCAACGAUAACGGCGACGGCGAAACCUCGGAGCUCGCAGGGCGGGGGGAAGGCCCGGGCCGUGGAGAUGGAGAAUUCCCAGCUGUGUAAGCUGUUCAUCGGCGGCCUCAACGUGCAGACGAGUGAGUCGGGCCUGCGCGGCCACUUUGAGGCCUUUGGGACCCUGACGGACUGCGUGGUGGUGGUGAACCCCCAGACCAAGCGCUCCCGUUGCUUUGGCUUCGUGACCUACUCCAAUGUGGAGGAGGCCGAUGCCGCCAUGGCCGCCUCGCCCCAUGCCGUGGACGGCAACACGGUGGAGCUGAAGCGGGCGGUGUCCCGGGAGGAUUCGGCCCGGCCCGGUGCCCACGCCAAGGUGAAGAAGCUCUUUGUCGGGGGCCUUAAGGGAGACGUGGCCGAGGGCGACCUGAUAGAGCACUUCUCGCAGUUUGGCACCGUGGAAAAGGCCGAGAUUAUUGCCGACAAGCAGUCCGGCAAGAAGCGUGGUUUCGGCUUCGUGUAUUUUCAGAAUCACGACGCGGCAGACAAGGCCGCGGUGGUCAAGUUCCAUCCGAUCCAGGGCCAUCGCGUGGAGGUGAAGAAGGCUGUCCCCAAGGAGGAUAUCCACUCCGGUGGGGGCGGAGGCGGCUCCCGCUCCUCCCGGGGCGGCCGGGGCGGCCGGGGUCGGGGCGGUGGUCGUGACCAGAACGGCCUGUCUAAGGGCGGCGGCGGCUACAACAGCUAUGGUGGUUACGGCGGCGGCGGCGGCUACAACGCCUACGGAGGCGGCGGAGGCGGUUCGUCCUACGGUGGAAGCGACUACGGUAACGGCUUCGGCGGCUUCGGUAGCUACAGCCAGCACCAGUCAUCCUAUGGGCCCAUGAAGAGCGGUGGCGGCGGCGGUGGAGGAGGCAGCAGCUGGGGAGGUCGCAGUAACAGUGGACCUUACAGAGGUGGCUAUGGCGGUGGGGGUGGGUAUGGAGGCAGCUCCUUCUAAAAUUUUUUUAAUGCCUGGGAGUGGCUAUAGGGGUAGCUGUUUUCAACCACCCAACUAGGGUCGAUUCCUAAGUCCUUUCCCCUCCCACCGCCUUCCCCAUUUUGCCCUUGGGGAAGCCACUUCUAAGGCUGCUCACCCUUGGGGGUGUUGCCCUGUUUGCCUGCCACCUCCCUUGUCUCCCUCUGAAGAUGGACUUGGCCCCACACACACAUUUUUGUGUUACAGUCAUUGAUGGACUCUAUUUUUUUAUUAUUACUUGGACCUUGGUCGUUUUUAUACUAGCAAGAUGUCUUGUUUUAAUUUGUGUUUUUUUUGGGGGGAGGGAGUGAACUUGCUGAUUCUGUAGCAAAACCUGGGCGGGGGUUGGGCGGGUUAGUUUACUUUGUUGUAAGGACUUGAUAUCUGGCUACAGCGUUUUCUAUGAAAUCUCUUUGGAUCCCAUGCCCGAAAUUUGGAAGCAUAUGUACAAAAAUCAUUUUUACGUUUUAUUUUUAAUAAAUCAUUGUGUUUGACCGUACAUGUCUAACAUUUUUUUCUAGGAUCCAUUCCGUACCGUUUUAAGGGAUGUUAGUUGAAAAAUUUUCUUGUUAAUUCUUAAUUCUUGAUGUGUACUUCGAGAAACUUUUAAAAGGUCCUGUGGGUUUUUUUUUUCUUCUUGCUGUUGCCCUGGUAGUGACGUGUUGAAUUUUAUCCCUUACAGGUAAAACUUUUGAAGUGGUGGAUGUGGCUUUUUAAAAUUUUUAGUUUCUUUGCAUCCAUCUCUUGUACUAAAUAAUUUGCUUAUCAUCUUGACAUGGUUGAUCACUUCUUUCUAUGAGAAUUUACCUCAAAGUAUGUACCGUGUAGUUCUAAAGAAAUAGUUUGUAUUAAGCAUGUGUUUUCAUUCAUAUAAACUGUUUAAAAAAUUUCAUUUGGCCUAGUUUCAUCCCUCUUACUGGUUUGUCUGUAAUGAAUGGUUACAAAUAAGGGUUAUGUUUUAUCCUCAAACUAAAAGCGUUUUUGUAUUUUCAGAGCAGGUUUAGAUGGUUUUUCUUUUUCCCCUCCAGCUGAACUGUUGUCCCUACGGAAAUCCUUCCCCCAACCUUUGUGGCACCAUCUAUUGGCAGAAUGGCAGUAUAUCUGCAAAAGAAUUCGUUUAAAAACUUGUUUAGGACAGUUGCGUCAGAUUUAGAAGUUUUGCCAUCAAAAAUCUGUGCAGACUUUGGUUAUACAUUUACUUGUAACUAAGGUGGGUUUUACAGGAAUGUAGUUAACAGUCAAUAUCACAAUUGCCCUUUCGACAUGAGAUUUGAAAAUGUAAACUGCUAUGCAUAGCUUGGGCAGUGGCCCCAUAUUGCUAUGACGACUAAUGAACCAGCUUCGUGUACUGGUAUCUUAGGUGCAAGUUGUAAAGCAAAAUAUUUGUGUUUUCUGCUUGGUUAACAAAUGUAUAUUUGUAGCCCUUUCAUGCAAUAGAAUUCAAGUUGUUGUUUAUAAAAAGCAAAACAAAACAGUGAUACAGGAGAAAAUUGCCUUCCUGGAUAGACGUAUAGAAUAGCAACGUUUAUGGAUAUCACAAAUAAAGAAUUCAAUUCUUUA